Molecule: messenger RNA, 2155 nt
Organism: Prunus persica (peach)
Lineage: Eukaryota; Viridiplantae; Streptophyta; Magnoliopsida; Rosales; Rosaceae
Product: probable xyloglucan galactosyltransferase GT14
Exons: 1
Coding region: 683-2155 (490 amino acids)
Molecular function (GO): glycosyltransferase activity
Source: RefSeq, a predicted model, not a curated record
CAUUCUAAAAUCCACUAGAAAAUAGAGAUUUGUCUCAAUAAUGUGUGGUCCUCUCACACUUCCAAUCAAUUAGUGUGGUCCUUAAUCUUUUGUCUGCGCAUCAAUUUGGCCCAUCUCAAUACAUUCCAUCAACAAGAUCAAUAAUAAAUUUUUAAUUUUUUAAUAAGAUUACAAAUACAACUUUAUGUUGACUUAAAAUAGAAAAUCUUUAAAUUAGUAAGAAAUCCUAGAUUUAAAAAUAUUUCUAAAACUUAACUAAUAAGAAAUAUAGUAAAAAUCUAAACUAAAUAAUGUGAAGAAAAUAAUAUCCUUAUAGACAACUUAUUGGAUUACAAAAUAGGCAAGAAAUUAAAUGUAAAUCUUGCCAAAAAGAACCCUUUUCUUAAAAUUUGCUCAAGCAAUCCGAAAAUGCCAAAAAUAGCUUCAUCUUCCUUUCCUAGCGUUAUGCUUGAUUCUCAAGGGCGACUUUCCAUCUUUGGUCUCCACUUGCCUGAUUUUACAUUGUUUCUUUUUGUACAUUUUCUCUGCGGGUAUAACCCCCAUGUUUUCCUACAGCACUAUCACUCUGAGGUUUUCUCCUCUCACACACUCAAUGCCUUCGUCUUCCUUCCACUUUGAGAAUUGAGUGAAUCAGUAACCGGAGAUAUUCUACUGUAGAGACCUGCUCAGAAUUUAAGACCAAAUGGAAAAACCACUUGCCAGAAAGUCCUCUCAAGAAGUCUGGUCUGGCAUACUAGCACCCUUUUUUAUUUUGUGCCUUGUAUUGCUUUGCUUGAGUUAUUCAACUCUAUUGGGUGUCACCAAUGGGGUCAAUCUUUUGGUGAUUAAACAAGUUCAUACAAUCAACAUUUGGAAGAUCAACCACACCGAAGAUUCGUGCGCCAAUCGUUACAUUUACAUCCAUGAGGGUCUUCCUGCCAGAUUCAACUAUGACUUCCUCAACAACUGUGAGUCUCUAAGUGCAGGGACUUGUAAUUGUAACACACCAAAUAUGUGUCCUCACCUUGUGAAUUUGGGGCUUGGUCCUCAAGUUAACGACUCCGAAGGUGUUUUAGCCAACAAGAGUUGGUUUAAAACAAAUCCUUACUUGUUAGAAGUCAUAUUCCACAACAAGAUGAAGCGGUAUGAGUGUUUGACAAAAAACUCCUCUCUGGCUUCAGCCAUUUAUGUGCCAUUCUAUCCCAGCAUGGAUGUUGGUGUCCAUCUGUGGGAUUCUAACCUCACUAUCAGAGACUCUUCAGCUAGAGAUUAUGUAAAGUGGCUUUCGGGACAACCCGAAUGGAUGAAAAUGUGGGGGAGAGACCAUUUCUUUGUUUCCGGGAGGAUUGCUUGGGAUUUCAGGAGGGAAAGAGACAAUAGUUCUGAUUGGGGUAGUAAACUCAGGUUCUUGCCUGAGUCCAUGAACAUGACCAUGUUGUCAAUUGAAGGAGGGAGAUGGAAAAACGACAUUGCAAUUCCCUACCCCACAAACUUUCAUCCUGCAAAGGACAGUGAGGUUGUUCAAUGGCAGAACAGAGUUAGAGAACAAGAAAGGCGUUAUUUGUUCUCUUUUGUUGGCGCACCAAGGCCUCACCAGCAGACUUCAAUCCGGGGAAAACUUAUUGAUCAUUGCCAAGCUUCAACUAAUUGCAAGUUUCUACAUUGCGAUGAAAAGAAAUGUGGCAACCCUGUUACUGUUAUGAGGGUGUUUAAGAGCUCUGUUUAUUGCUUGCAGCCUGGAGGGGAUUCAUACACUAGGAGGUCAGCUUUCGACGCAUUUCUGGCCGGUUGCAUUCCAGUUUUCUUUCAUCCGGCUACGGCUUAUACUCAAUAUUUAUGGCAUUUGCCAAAGAAUCAUACCAAGUUUUCCGUAUUUAUUCCGGUAAGGGAUGUAGAAGAUUUGAAAGAAGGCCUAAUUGAGAAAGUGUUGCUUGGAAUUUCGAAGGAUAAGGAGGUGGCCAUGAGAGAGGAGGUUAUAAGGCUAAUACCAAAGUUGGUAUAUGCAAAUCCCAGGUCAAGAUUAGGGACUCAAGAUGCAUUUGACAUCGCUGUGCAGGGAAUUCUUGAGAGAAUAGAGAAUGUGAGAAAGGUGAUUAGAGAGGGGAGGGAUCCUAGUAUUGGUUUUGCAGAUGAGGAUAAUGAUAAGUUCAAAUUUCCUGAGACACUAGACUCAUAG